This is a messenger RNA of Caenorhabditis bovis, 1473 nucleotides long. The record is from the annotation of a GenBank genome assembly. NCBI's taxonomy places the organism in Eukaryota, Metazoa, Nematoda, Chromadorea, Rhabditida, Rhabditidae.
AUGUCUGAAAAUAAACACGCAACUUGGGCUAAAACCGUCGAGGAAGAAGAUCGCGUCGAAGCUUUGAUCAAGAAAUCCGGCUGCUGGGACAAUCAUAUAUCGGUUGUUGAUUGUAUGGGAGAGCACAACGACUGGAGAAAGUGUCAGGCGCAGCUACAGGAAUUCAAGACUUGCAUGACGAAGAACUUUGGCAAAAACAAACCAGAAUCCAACGAAAUUGAAUACUAUCGCGCUAUUGCCAAUUUUAAUGUUGGCGAAUACCAAAAAUGUAUAGAUAGCUGCAAUAAAAUUCUUGAAACUUCCAAAAACAAUCGCGUACACAAAAUCAUGCUAAUCGAUUCGAUUCUUCAAAGUUAUUUGAAACUACCAAUGACUUCUGAAAACCAAAAAAUCAGUCUAGAAUUUCUCACUAGUUUGGAGAGUUUACUUAUAGAUUUUGGCGAUCAACUUCAAUUUCUUCGAAUCAAAUCUGAAAUUCUCGCCCGAUUUUCCGGCGAUCCUCACGAAUUUUUGCAUGCGGUCUCCCUUCUAUGCUCGCUCAUCGAUCUGCCGGAACAUUGGCUAAUAUUUCUUCAACGAAUUGAAAUUUUCAAAAAAUCGCCAAAUAUGGCGAAAUUGUGUAUUCUUUCCAAGGUUUUGUAUUCGUAUGAGCAUCAAUUUCAUCAGGCGAAUGGUUUUGUAAAAUCAAAAAUCAAACAAAAAAUUGGCGAAAUUCGCUCUCAAAUCGAUAAGCUUGAAUUUGACGAUGAAACGGUACCGCCAUUUUGCACAUAUUUAUGGAUGAAGAAGUUGACAGUUUUUCUCAGCAUUCUAUGCGUCUGUCAAGCCUCGAUUCUUAUCGACUUUGAGCUUCCAAAUGACGUUAUCGAAUUGAUGUCAUUUCGGGAAAAACCUUCAAUGGCAGCGUUCACCCCAUGCCAGGAUAUUCUUUUUAAUCACUGCCAGCACAACUUCAAUCAAUUCUUUGGGAUGCCAGAAGACGUCACAUGGAGAAAUGGUUCAUACAUUUUCAACACCGUUCAAAAAUACCUUGAAAUGAACGUGACCGAGCUUAUCAAAGUUUGCAAUGCUCGCACCCAAUAUUACCAAUGUCUCGGAGCCUCGUAUUAUUCCUGCAUUAAUCUUUUCACGCUGGGAAAUAAGCCAAACUCGGAUUUGCAGCAAACGUUUGAUUUUGUUCGCACAUUCCGUGGCCUUGAAUACAUGUGCGCCGGUGGAUUCCAAGAAGUCGUUUAUCAAUGGGGAUGCCUUGGCGCAUUCCCGACCACACAAGCCUAUCAAGGCUGCAUCGCCAACUUCAACAACACGGUGACCGCCAAAAAUUUCUGCCCAUCAGUUUCGGACACCGGAGAUUGCCUUUACAACAAAUAUGUUGAAGCUUGUGGAGAGCCAGGGGCUGGAUAUUAUGGAUGUGAGAACUUCCGAAUCACUUUCGACAGCGCCUGCCGCGGACUUCGCUGCAUCGUUCACUAA